Molecule: messenger RNA, 1018 nt
Organism: Melanaphis sacchari
Lineage: Eukaryota; Metazoa; Arthropoda; Insecta; Hemiptera; Aphididae
Product: protein Mpv17-like
Exons: 3
Coding region: 419-964 (181 amino acids)
Cellular component (GO): cytoplasm; membrane
Source: RefSeq, a predicted model, not a curated record
UAGUAUACUAAUAUCAUUCGGAACGCUCUGUACACAGUGCGCGCUGACAACGUUUUAGAUAAGACGAAACAAUUUAAUCAACCGGUUACAACUAACAAGUUGCAAUCAGAACAGUUUUGAAUACAAUUAACUACAUAGUGAAUAUUGAAUUUUGAUUAAUAGGCAAGUUAUCGAAUUAAAAAAAUUUAAGGAGGCUAUGUGAUAAUGGCCUACUACAUGACCAUACAUUGUUUUAAUCGACUAACGAAUAAAUUAAAAUAAAAAAUUUGAAAACUAUAAACGUUUAACUUUGAUCUACACAGGUGAUUUGGCCAUUAAAAUCAUAAGCAAAAUAAAACCAAACGUAACGCAGUGAAAACCGACAGUAAUCAUUCAUAUUGGUAGAAUACAAAAUCAUAGUCAACAUCAAACACUAAAAAUGGCAUCUUUUUUUAAGUGGUACAGAUUUUACAGCCACACAUAUCCAGUAAGGACCAAUCUCGUUCAAACGGGUCUAUUGUUCGGCGUCGGGGAUUUAAUGGCCCAGAGCGCAGUAGAAAAACGUAAACCCGAUGAAAUCGAUUGGUUACGUACAGUUCGUUAUGCAUCUAUUGGGUGUGCGGUCGGACCAACACUUACUAUGUGGUAUAAAACAUUGGAUAGAUUAGGAACUAAAAACACAAUACCAAUAAUAGCUAAAAAAAUAUUAGUUGACCAAACGAUUGCAUCACCAAUUAUUAAUGGAGCUGUGAUGAUAAUGAGUAGAGUGUUCAGUGGUGACGAAUGGCCACAAAUACAAGAUAAAUUAAAAGACAACUAUGUGAAAGUUAUGCUUACUAGUUACUUGAUUUGGCCAGCUGUACAGACAUUUAAUUUCACUAUUGUUCCACUACAAUACAGGGUCUUAACAGUACAAGUAGUAUCAUUAGCAUGGAAUACAUAUCUUUCAUUUAUGAGCGUUGGUGGUGGAGAAAAAUCAAAAUAAGCAUCAUAUUAAAAAUUAUUUGUCAAUGCAUCUAAGGAUGUAUAAUUUUGUUAA